AUGGCCGACCAAGCUCGCCGAGGUAGAAAUCGCCCCGAUAGUAGGCAAAUGUGGGACGAGUCCGACCGUCGCAACCGCGGUCCAGGCGCUCGAGAUCGGAGAGAUAACCGCGACCGUCAGCGAGACGAUGGUCCCCGCGAUCGCGAUCGUCGGUACCGCUCCAGAUCUAGAUCACCUCAAACAGGAGGCCGCCGCGAUGGAAACCGCUCCCACUCUCUUGACCGCAGAGACAGGGAUCGCGAUUCGGACAAGAACAAACCGCGCGAACCAGAGAGAACACGUGGUCGGGGGAGGGACUCGCGGCGCGACGAUGGUCGCCGGGACCGGCCACGAAAUCGAGAGGACGAGUAUCACCCGACCGAGAGCGCAAUCCCUAAAGGUAUAUCUCGCGAUAAAGUCAUGACACAAGUUCUUACCAAUAACGCUGACGCGAUUCAAGGCCCAGCGCGACACAGCAACCCGCGACGCUCAGCAUCGCCAACUCGAAGUCCCCUGGGCAAGUCAGAACGCAGUGCGCAGAACUCGCCCCUUCCUACGAGGUCGAAACCGGGCGAUAGAGGCACAAAUUCCUCCUUGUCAUUCAAAGUAGGAAAGCACGAUGAUGAUACUGGCCGUGGAAGCAGAGGCAAAGGCAGGGAGAAGGACGAUAAACGGGAGACGCCGGAACACGACACUAAUCUCGCCAAGGAGAGAAAAGACACGCCGGGUUCUGAGGGCGAAGCGAUGGACGAGGACGAAGACGAGGACCUUGUCGUUGAAGAUGACGGACUAAGCGCCAUGCAAGCCAUGAUGGGUUUCGGUGGGUUCGGCACUACCAAAGGGACCAAGGUGGCCGGUAACAAUGCUGGUGCGAUACGGAAGGAGAAGAAGACCGAGUAUCGUCAGUAUAUGAACCGUGUCGGUGGUUUCAACCGACCUUUGAGUCCCGGCCGAUAA
Anthostomella pinea is the source of this 936-nucleotide messenger RNA. Lineage: Eukaryota; Fungi; Ascomycota; Sordariomycetes; Xylariales; Xylariaceae. The record is from the annotation of a GenBank genome assembly.